Molecule: messenger RNA, 5951 nt
Organism: Galeopterus variegatus (Sunda flying lemur)
Lineage: Eukaryota; Metazoa; Chordata; Mammalia; Dermoptera; Cynocephalidae
Gene: TSC2
Product: tuberous sclerosis 2
Exons: 41
Coding region: 307-5751 (1814 amino acids)
Biological process (GO): negative regulation of TOR signaling; negative regulation of insulin receptor signaling pathway; regulation of small GTPase mediated signal transduction
Cellular component (GO): nucleus; TSC1-TSC2 complex; cytoplasm
Molecular function (GO): GTPase activator activity
Source: RefSeq, a predicted model, not a curated record
UCCUCCACGAGGGGAAAAGAGAGGUGGCGCACGUCGGGGCGCCCGGGACCCUGCGGCGGCCCCGCAUCCCGUGCACUGAGUCUGGCGGGCGGCCGUGUCUAAGCAGGCGGCUCGCUAGACCAGGCCUGGCGUCGCCCAGGCGUGUCUGGUGCCGGUCAGCCUGGCUGUGGUUGCGUUGGCCGCGGGGGCCGUGAGAGGAAAGGUCGUGCCCACCAGAGACCCGACGUGCGGGCGGAGCUGGUCCUCAGGUGUCUCCGUGCCUGUUUCCUCUGCACAGAGGGGACCUCUGUUGCGUCCCUGUCCAUCAUGGCCAAGCCAACAAACAAAGAUUCAGGCUUGAAGGAGAAGUUCAAGAUUCUGUUGGGACUGGGAACACCAAGGCCGAACCCCAGGUCUGCAGAGGGCAAACAGACGGAGUUUAUCAUCACGGCGGAAAUCCUGAGAGAACUGAGUGUUGAAAGUGGCCUCAACAAUCGCAUCCGGGUGAUAGGGCAGAUCUGUGAAGUCGCAAAAACUAAGAAGUUUGAAGAGCAUGCCGUGGAAGCACUCUGGAAGGCCGUCGCAGACUUGCUGCAGCCGGAGCGGCCGCCAGAGGCCCGGCACGCAGUGCUGGCUCUGCUGAAGGCCAUUGUGCAGGGGCAGGGUGACCGCCUGGGGGUCCUCAGAGCCCUCUUCUUUAAAGUCAUCAAGGAUUACCCCUCCAAUGAAGACCUCCACGAAAGGCUGGAAGUUUUCAAGGCCCUCACGGACAAUGGGAGACAUAUCACCUACCUAGAAGAAGAACUGGCCGAGUUUGUCCUGCAGUGGAUGGAUGUCGGCUUGUCCUCAGAAUUCCUUCUGGUGCUUGUGAACUUGGUCAAAUUCAAUAGCUGUUACCUCGACGAAUACAUCGCCUCCAUGGUUCACAUGAUCUGCCUGCUGUGUAUCCGGACCAUGUCCUCUGUGGACAUAGAGGUCUCCUUGCAGGUGCUGGACGCUGUGGUCUGCUACAAUUGCCUGCCGGCCGAGAGCCUGCCACUGUUCAUUGUCACCCUGUGCCGCACGGUCAACGUCAAGGAGCUCUGUGAGCCCUGCUGGAAGCUGAUGCGUAACCUCCUGGGCACCCACCUGGGCCACAGCGCCAUCUACAACAUGUGCCGCAUCAUGGAGGACAGAGCCUACAUGGAAGACGCCCCGCUGCUGAGAGGAGCCGUGUUCUUUGUGGGCAUGGCUCUCUGGGGUGCCCACCGACUCUAUUCUCUCAAGAACUCCCCGACGUCUGUGUUACCGUCGUUUUAUGAGGCCAUGACCUGUCCGAACGAGGUGGUGUCCUAUGAGAUCGUCCUGUCCAUCACCAGACUCAUCAAGAAGUAUAGGAAGGAGCUCCAGGCGGUGACGUGGGACAUCCUGCUGAACAUCAUCCAUAGGCUGUUGCAGCAGCUCCAGAGUCUGGACAGCCCGGAGCUCAGGACCAUUGUCCACGACCUGCUGACCACGGUGGAGGAGCUGUGUGACCAGAAUGAGUUCCACGGCUCCCAGGAGAGAUACUUUGAGCUGGUGGAGAGAUGCGCAGACCAGAGGCCUGAAUCCUCCCUCUUGAACUUAAUAUCCUACAGAGCCCAGUCAAUUCACCCGGCAAAGGAUGGCUGGAUUCAGAACCUGCAGCUGUUGAUGGAGAGGUUCUUCAGGAACGAGUCCCGCAGUGCAGUGCGCAUCAAGGUGCUGGACAUCCUGUCCUUCGUGCUGCUUAUCAACAGGCAGUUCUAUGAGGAGGAGCUGAUCAACUCGGUGGUGAUCUCGCAGCUCUCCCACAUCCCUGAGGAUAAGGACCACCAAGUGCGGAAGCUGGCCACGCAGCUGCUGGUGGACCUGGCAGAGGGCUGCCACACCCACCACUUCAACAGCCUACUGGACAUCAUUGAGAAAGUGAUGGCCCGCUCACUCUCUCCACCCCCCGAGCUGGAGGAAAAGGACGUGGCCGCCUACUCGGCUUCCUUGGAAGAUGUGAAGACUGCGGUCCUGGGGCUGCUGCUCAUCCUUCAGACUAAGCUGUAUACGUUGCCUGCCAGCCAUGCUGUGCGCGUGUAUGAGACGCUUGUCAGUCACAUCCAGCUCCACUACAAGCACAGCUACACCCUGCCCAUUGCCAGCAGUAUCCGGCUGCAGGCCUUUGACUUUCUGCUGCUGCUGCGGGCUGACUCGCUGCACCGCCUCGGCCUUCCCAACAAGGACGGGGCUGUGAGAUUCAGCCCCUAUUGCCUCUGUGACUACACGGAGCCGGAGAGAGGCUCCGAGAAGAAGGCCAGUGGCCCCCUUUCGCCCCCCACUGGGCCACCUGGCCCCAUGCCUGCAGGCCCCACUAUUCGGCUUGGCUACCUGCCGUACUCCCUGCUCUUCCGAGUCCUGCUGCAGUGUUUGAAGCAGGAGACCGAGUGGAAGGUGCUGAAGCUGGUCCUCAGCAAGCUUCCCGAGUCACUGCGCUACAAGGUCCUCAUCUUCACCUCUCCCUGCAGCGUUGACCAGCUGUCUUCUGCCCUCUGCUCCAUGCUUUCAGGCCCAAAGACCCUUGAGCGGCUGCGAGGCACCCCAGAAGGGUUCUCCAGAACCGACCUGCACUUGGCCGUGGUUCCAGUGCUGACAGCAUUAAUCUCCUACCAUAACUACUUAGACAAAACCAAACAGCGGGAGAUGGUGUACUGCCUGGAGCAAGGUCUCAUCUACCGCUGCGCUAGCCAGUGUGUGGUGGCCCUGGCCAUCUGCAGCGUGGAGAUGCCCGACAUCAUCAUCAAAGCACUGCCCGUUCUCGUGGUGAAGCUCACACACAUCUCAGCCACUGCCAGCAUGGCCAUCCCGCUGCUGGAGUUCCUGUCCACUCUUGCCAGGCUGCCUCACCUCUACAGGAACUUCGCUGCAGAGCAGUACGCCAGUGUGUUUGCCAUCUCCCUGCCAUACACCAACCCCUCCAAGUUCAAUCAGUACAUCGUGUGCCUGGCCCAUCAUGUAAUAGCCAUGUGGUUUAUCAGAUGCCGCUUGCCCUUCCGGAAAGAUUUUGUUCCUUAUAUCACUAAGGGCCUGCGUUCCAAUGUCCUCCUGUCUUUUGAUGACACACCUGAGAAGGACAGCUUCAGAGCACGGAGCACCAGUCUCAACGAGAGGCCCAAAAGUUUGAGGAUAGCCAGACCCCCCAAACAAGGCUGGAAUAACUCUCCACCUGUGAAAGAGUGCAAGGAGAGCUCUGCAGCCGAGGCCUUCCGGUGCCGCAGCAUCAGUGUGUCUGAACAUGUGGUCCGCAGCAGGAUACAGACAUCCCUCACCAGUGCCAGCCUGGGAUCUGCAGAUGAGAACUCCAUGGCUCAGGCAGACGACAACUUAAAAAAUCUCCACCUGGAGCUCACAGAAACAUGUCUGGACAUGAUGGCCCGAUAUGUGUUCUCCAACUUCACGGCAGUCCCCAAGAGGUCUCCUGUGGGAGAGUUCCUCCUGGCAGGCGGCAGGACCAAGACGUGGCUGGUUGGGAACAAGCUUGUCACCGUGACGACAAGUGUGGGGACUGGGACCCGGUCAUUGCUGGGCCUAGACUCAGGGGAGCUUCAGGGCGGCCCAGAGUCAAGCUCUGACCCCGGAGUGCAUGUGCGACAGACAAAGGAGGCGCCGGCCAAGCUGGAGUCCCAGGCUGGACAGCAGCUGUCCCGCGGGGCCCGGGACCGGGUCCGCUCCAUGUCGGGGGGCCAUGGCCUUCGAGUUGGUGCCCUGGACGUGCCCGCCUCCCACUUCCCAGGUGGCUCCACUUCUCCAGGACCACAGACUCCACCAGCCACAAAGCCCGAGAAGGCCUCAGCGGGCGCCCAGACUCCAGCACAGGAGAAGAAAAACCUGGCGGCCUACGUGCCCCUGCUAACCCAGGGCUGGGCAGAGAUCUUGGUCCGGAGGCCCACAGGGAACACCAGCUGGCUCAUGAGCCUGGAGAACCCACUCAGCCCCUUCUCCUCGGACAUCAACAACAUGCCUCUGCAGGAGCUGUCCAAUGCCCUCAUGGCGGCUGAACGCUUCAAGGAGCACCGGGACACAGCCCUGUACAAGUCGCUGUCAGUUCCAGCAGCCAGCACGGCCAAGUCCCCCACUCUCCCACGCUCCAACACAGUGGCCUCUUUCUCCUCCCUGUACCAGUCCAGUUGCCAAGGAAAGCUGCACAGGAGCAUUUCCUGGGCAGACUCUGCCGUGGUUUUGGAGGAGGGAGGUCCAGGAGAAGCUCAUGCAUCAAUGGAGCCCCCUGAGUUGGAGGACUUCGAGGCAGCUCUGGGCACAGACAGGCACUGUGGGCACGCUGAGGCCUACAGCAGGUCAUCCUCAACCUCUAGCCAGGAGGAGAAGUCAUUCCGUGCAGAAGAGCUGGCUGCUGGGGCCAUUCCCAUCGAGCGGGCCGUCUCCUCUGAGGGAGACCAGUCCUCUGUGGACCUCUCCUUCCAGCCCUCACAGCCCCUGAGCAAGUCCAGCUCCUCGCCCGAGCUGCAGACCCUGCAAGACAUCCUUGGGGACCCUGGGGACAAGGCUGAUGUUGGCCGGCUCAGUCCUGAAGCCAAGACCCGGUCACAGUCAGGGAUCCUGGAUGGGGAAGGUGCUGCUUGGUCAGCCCCAGGCGAAGAGAGCCGGGGUCUGGGCCUUGCCCAGCCCGAGAGUCCCUUGCCUUCCAGCUCCCCCCGCUCACCCAGUGGCCUUCGGCCGCGAGGUUACACCAUCUCUGAUUCGGCCCCAUCACGCAGGGGCAAGAGAGUAGAGAGGGAUGCCUUCAAGAGCAGAGCUGCAGCCUCCAAUGCUGAGAAAGUGCCGGGCAUCAACCCCAGCUUCGUCUUCCUACAGCUGUACCAUUCGCCUUUCUUUGGUGAUGAGUCCAACAAGCCAAUCCUGUUGCCCAACGAGUCCUUUGAGCGGUCGGUGCAGCUUCUUGAUCAGAUCCCGUCCUACGACACACACAAGAUUGCUGUCCUGUAUGUGGGAGAAGGUCAGAGCAGCAGCGAGCUUGCCAUCCUUUCCAACGAGCACGGCUCCUACAGGUACACAGAGUUCCUGACAGGCCUGGGCAAGCUUAUCGAGCUCAAGGACUGCCAGCCAGAUAAGGUGUACCUGGGUGGCCUGGAUGUGUGUGGCGAGGACGGCCAGUUCACGUACUGCUGGCAUGAUGACAUCAUGCAAGCUGUCUUCCACAUUGCCACCCUGAUGCCCACCAAGGACGUGGACAAGCACCGCUGUGACAAGAAGCGCCACCUGGGCAACGACUUUGUUUCCAUUGUCUACAAUGACUCUGGCGAGGACUUCAAGCUGGGCACCAUCAGAGGCCAGUUCAACUUCGUCCACGUGAUCAUCACCCCCCUGGACUACCAGUGCAACCUGGUGUCGCUGCAGUGCAGGAAAGAUAUGGAGGGCCUCGUGGACACCAGCAUGGCCAAGAUCGUGUCUGACCGCAACCUGCCCUUCGUGGCCCGCCAGAUGGCACUGCAUGCAAAUAUGGCCUCACAGGUGCACCACAGCCGCUCCAACCCCACUGACAUCUACCCCUCCAAGUGGAUUGCCCGGCUCCGCCACAUUAAGCGGCUUCGCCACCGGAUCCGUGAGGAAGCCCACUACUCGAACCCCAGCCUGCCCCUGAUGCAAAUGCACCCUCCAGCCCACACCAAAGCCCCAGCGCCCAGCCCACCUGAGCCCACGCCCACCUACGAGACUGGCCAGCGGAAGCGCCUCAUCUCUUCCGUGGAUGACUUCACAGAGUUUGUGUGAGGCUGUGACAGGGCGGUGCUUGGUCCCAUUGGGGUGCCCAAGAUGCUGGGCACACGCCCAGGGCUUGUGGCUGUCAUCUGAGCUGCGGCUGGCUCCUCCCUGCCCCCCAUGUGUCACUAGACGGUAUUAUGUGUAAAUGAAAUAAACUGCCGUGCCCACCUAGCCCUCGGCACUUAAGACAGAGGCACAGGUAGCAGUCA